Diaporthe amygdali is the source of this 1293-nucleotide messenger RNA. RefSeq lists its product as uncharacterized. The record is from RefSeq and is a predicted model, not a curated record. The transcript has a single exon. Bases 1 to 1293 code for a protein of 430 amino acids. NCBI's taxonomy places the organism in Eukaryota, Fungi, Ascomycota, Sordariomycetes, Diaporthales, Diaporthaceae.
AUGUUCAGGCAUGUCAGGGCGGAGGAGGAAAAUGCCACCAACCCUGCGAAGCUCGCGAGAUGCGGCAUCGACCUGGAGAAACUAAACAAUCAGCUCACGCCGUUCAACUGCGAGGCGCGGGCAUACGGCCGGCUGAAGGAGACGGGAAAUGAGGACCUGGCUUGGAAAUGCUACGGGUACAUCGUCCUAGACGAGCGAACCUAUGGCUCCAUCGUGCACAAUAGAAUCGGACUGCCACGCAAAGAGUGGUUUUCCCAAUACAUAAGGACGGACGCCGAAGUGGCCGACAGGCCCUUGUUCCCCAUCUACGCGGUGGUCAAGGAGUUCAUCGAACGGGACGCUCGAGAGCACGGCGCCUUCGAUAUCGACAACAUCCAGACCAUGGCCGAGACCGUCAAGAGGCUGCAUAGCAUCGGCAUCGCGCAUCGAGACAUACAAGACAGGAACUAUGUGGCCAACCGUAUCAUGGACUUCAGCACAUCUUGGACGGUGCCUAACGUCCGUCUCGACCGUGAGCUAGGAUGGGACACGAAGGACAUGAUCGACCAGGUCGACACCGAAGACUACUUCAUGUUCGAUAACAUGAUUGACAAAUGGAACCUUGAGAACCCGGACAGGACGUCACUCUACCGGCUGACCAACCCCGAGCGAUACCGCCCGGUCACAAGAAUACCGACUGGGGGAGAAGGCGGGCAACGAGGCUCGGCCUCCACGGCCUCAAGCGAGGCCUCCGUAGAAGAAAUCCCGCGGCUGGAGAGGCUGCGUGGCGGCUCGUCUGUCGUCCUCCCAUCAUCGUAUGACUGGCGGAAUCCAGCAUCUGCGCAGAACGACACCAGACCACCCGCCCCUGGGCCAGACAACGCGGCGCCACCUGUAUCUGUGCCGACCGGCACCACCGUCCCAACCAACACCAUCGUGCCGACCAACACCGAGCAGCCCGAGCAGCCCGAGCAUGAGGCCGCCGAGACCCCACCGCCACCACCAGCGGCGGGCGACACCCCUCCACCCACCCCCCGGCCCCGCAGGAGCCGGAACGCACGGAAGCUCGAGGAGAUCAAGGGCUGGAUGGACACGAUCGACAGGACGUGCGACCGCACGAAGGAGCUUCUCGCGGCCAUCGUGGCCAUAAUCGACGAGGACGGCGAGGACGACGGCGACUCGGGUACCCCUACUCCCCGCACCCGCCCGAGCCGGCCUGCUCAGCCUCUCAGGAGUACCGGCACGACCCGGGCUGGUCGUUCUCCCCCGGUGAUCUCGAGGGGGAGGAGGAGAAGUACGUCUUCGGGGACUUAG